AUGUCUCAAGAAGCUAAGUCCGUACAAAGUGUUCAGACCUUUGGUAAGAAGAAGUCCGCUACUGCCGUUGCCCACGUUAAACAGGGUUCCGGUCUUAUCAAGGUUAACGGUUCACCUAUCACUCUGGUGCAACCUGAGAUCUUGAGACACAAAGUUUACGAGCCACUAUUAUUAGUUGGUUUGGACAAAUUUGCCAACAUUGACAUCAGAAUUAAGGUUACCGGUGGUGGUCACGUUUCCCAAGUUUACGCCAUCAGACAAGCUCUUGCUAAGGGCUUGAUCGCUUACACUCAAAAGUUCGUUGACGAGUCUACCAAGAACGAGUUGAAGAAGAUUUUCCAGUCAUACGACAGAACCCUGUUGAUUGCUGAUUCCAGAAGAAAGGAGCCAAAGAAGUUCGGUGGUCGUGGUGCCCGUGCCAGAUUCCAGAAAUCUUACCGUUAA
This is a messenger RNA of Komagataella phaffii GS115, 444 nucleotides long. RefSeq names its product 40S ribosomal protein S16. The record is from RefSeq and is a predicted model, not a curated record. The transcript is spliced from 2 exons. Bases 1 to 444 code for a protein of 147 amino acids. Gene Ontology annotation, molecular function: RNA binding; structural constituent of ribosome. Gene Ontology annotation, biological process: translation; maturation of SSU-rRNA from tricistronic rRNA transcript (SSU-rRNA, 5.8S rRNA, LSU-rRNA). NCBI's taxonomy places the organism in Eukaryota, Fungi, Ascomycota, Pichiomycetes, Pichiales, Pichiaceae. Gene Ontology annotation, cellular component: cytosolic small ribosomal subunit; ribosome.